AGACAUGAUCCUAGGGGAUCUUCAAAUGUCCCAGGGAACCGUCCGUGAGUUUUUCUUUUUUUCUUUUUCUAAUCCUGUUUGUUUGUACCGUUAUUAUUGGAACUGUUCAUGGUUGUAUUGACCAUUCACCUGACUGUUUAUAUUUAAAUGGACACGUGGUGUAUGACGAGUGAAUAUCAAAUGGACAUUAAUAAGUCAACGAUUAUCGCCACGUGGAUACGUUUAUAAAGACAAAGAUUGUUUUUUCUUUUUUUUUUAAAUAAAAAAAAGAUUUUUGAACAAUGACAAAGUUUCAUACAGUUAUAUAGUAUCGCUAAAGUUGAAAUUCCCGCCAUUACUUAACCUCCCUUUUCUCAACGUAAUUACACAAUUUUCAUGUCUGCGCCCAUACAUGGAGCGAACUUUAAUUACUUUGCUUCAUUCACCGCUACAGAUAAACCAACUAAAACAGAUUCACUCUCUCAUAAUCAUCAAACAUCCCUCGCUCGCUACAGUUCUCGUCAGAAAGCUUCUUAAUUUAUCUGACAUCGACUACGCCCGCCAACUGUUUGAUCAAGUUCCUCAACCGGGUCAAAUUCUUUAUAAUUCUCUUAUCUCUACAUACUCUAAACUCUCUUUGCAUAAAGAUGCAUUGAAAACAUUUUUUUCAAUGCACCAUAGUGACACCCGGUUGAGUUGUUUUACGGGUCCGCCUGUUAUCAAAGCCUGCUCUUCUUUGCUGGCUAUCGAUGUAGGAAAACAGGUUCAUUCUUUGAUUGUAAUUUGUGGCAUUGAUUGUAAUGUUUAUGUUCAAACUUCUUUGAUGGACUUUUAUGCCAAGAUUGGCGAGUUGGGAUCUGCAAGGAAAAUUUUUGACGGGAUUUUGGUUAAGGAUCCGAUUAGUUAUAACUGUUUGAUUACUGGGUACUCAAAGGCUGGUGAUGUCAUAGCUGCAAGGCGGUUAUUUGAUUCAAUGACAGAGAGAACUGUUGUUUCAUGGAAUGCCAUGAUUUCUUGUUACGCGCAUAAUGGGGAUCUUAAUGAGGGGUUAAAGACUUUCGAGAGGAUGCAGGCUGAAGAUAUCUCUCCUAAUGAAAUUACUUUGGUGACUUUACUUUCGAUAUGUGCUAAGCUUGGAGAUUUGGAAAUGGGAUUGAGAAUCAAGAAGUAUAUUGAGGAUAAUAAUCUCUGUGUGAAUAUGAUUGUUUCAACAGCGAUAUUGGAGAUGUAUGUUAAAUGUGGGGCUGUUGAUGACGCACGGAAAGAGUUCGAUAGGAUGGGCCAGAGAGAUAUUGUUGCAUGGAGUGCUAUGAUUGCUGGCUAUGCUCAAAAUGGGAGAUCAAACGAGGCCUUAGAGCUUUUCGAAUGCAUGAGAAGAGAAAAAGUUAAACCUAAUGAUGUCACACUUGUUAGUGUUUUAUCUGCUUGUGUACAAUUGGGCUCUGUGGAAAUGGGCAACUACAUUGGUAGCUAUGUAGAGAGCCAGGAUUUGGCUUCAAAUGUCUAUGUCGCUUCUGCACUAGUGGGUAUGUAUUCAAAAUGUGGAAAUAUAAGUAAAGCUCGUGAAGUUUUUGGAAAGACGCCUCAAAAAGAUAUUGUUACUUGGAACUCGAUGAUUGUAGGUCUAGCAGUUAAUGGCUUUGCAAAGGAUGCAAUUGCUCUUUAUAGGAAUAUGAAAGAAGCUGAUGUAAAGCCAAAUGAUAUAACUUUUGUUGGCUUACUGACAGCCUGCACUCAUGCAGGUCUUAUUGAACUAGGUCUAGAGUUCUUCAAAAGCAUGAAAUCAGAUUAUGGAAUUUUGCCAAAAAUAGAACAUUAUGCAUGCAUUGUAGACCUGUAUUGUAGGUUCGGGAGACUAAAAGAUGCCUAUGAGUUCAUAUGUGGAAUGGAAAUUCAGCCUAAUGUUGUGAUCUGGGGAACCUUAUUAGGUGCUUCCAGAACCCACUUGAAUGUUGAGCUUGCUGAGCUAUCUGUUACGAAGUUACUGGAGUUAGAGCCAGAGAAUUCUGGAAACUAUGUCCAACUUUCAAACAUAUACGCCAGUGUGGGUAGAUGGCAGGAAGCUCUGAAGGUGAGGAACUUGAUGAAGGAUAACAGAGUGCAGAAAAUAGCUGCAUAUAGUUGGAUAGAGUUGGAAAAUCAAGUACAUAGGUUCUUAGUCGGUGACACUUCUCAUCCUGCAACUGAUGAGCUCUGUGGCAUCGUUGAUGGGUUAGCCAUGCAGUCCGCUUGGCUUGGUUGUAGUUUAGAAUCUGACUUAGGAUUCUGAUGAUGCUCAAUCUAGAUUAGGAUGCUGGCUGCUGGGGCACCUGUUAGGGCUUUAGGAGGUUGUGCCCCAACUUGAUCCAAAUUACAGAAGAGAGUUAUGAGCAUGAUUUCUCUGGCUGAUAAUGUGAUACAGUAGGUUUAUUGAUUUUCAUAGAGCUUCUGUAUACUCUAUAUUUCAUCCAAUCGCCACCAGUCGACCAAUCUUCUCCCCAUACCCCUUGAUAUUGGUCUGUUAGAUUAGCAAUGAUUGGAUGCUGAUAGCAGUUGCUGACACUAACAGGAGUCCUAGUAAAAAUUAGAAAAAAACUAUUAAAGAGUCAUUAGUGUAAAAGGAGUUCUGUUGGAAGUGAGAGCUUUUCACGACAAGGAACUGUACGCUGCAGUAAAUUUUAUCCAAGACAAUUCUACUGCUGCUGCUGCUGCUGCUACCUGAUCAUAGGACAUCUCUAUUAAAGUUGGUACUCGACUGCUGCAUGUUGUCUGUUGAGCUUAUCGGAUAUUUGCUGACAAUUUUAUAUUUAAACAAUAUCUACUCGGUUCAAAUUUGAAUUGAUCUAUAAAGAUGAUUAAGGGAUGUUGUAAUUCCACUUCUACGUAGUAUUUUUGAGGGAGUCUUCGAAAGAUAUACUGAUGUAUCAGUUACUUCCGCCCCAGUAAUUAUCCUUAUCUUGUACCUAACCCACCACGUUAAACUUAUUCUUCUUCUACAUAUGCUUUAAAAGGGUUUAGUCACUUUUAUAAUGUUAAUUGCUAAAUCAGCAGCUCUUCCAACUGUAUUAUUUCAACAGGAUUCCAU
This is a messenger RNA of Ricinus communis (castor bean), 3043 nucleotides long. RefSeq names its product pentatricopeptide repeat-containing protein At1g08070, chloroplastic. The transcript has a single exon. Gene Ontology annotation, biological process: RNA modification. The record is from RefSeq and is a predicted model, not a curated record. Lineage: Eukaryota; Viridiplantae; Streptophyta; Magnoliopsida; Malpighiales; Euphorbiaceae. Gene Ontology annotation, molecular function: protein binding; RNA binding. The coding region runs from base 392 to 2248 and encodes 618 amino acids.